AUGCCGCGCAUCCAAAGAUCUCUCAAAUUGUUUAUCGCGACCGUCGUACUCGCCUCAAUCCUCUACUUUGUGUCGGGCGUUAAGAUUCGAAAUUAUAUUUUCAUCGAUGGGCGAGCUUGCUGGGGAGAAGGAUAUGGUGGCUGUCCUGAAGGAUGGACUUGCGCCGGGCCCGGCGAUGCUACUAAGAUCGGCGUGUGGGUACAUUUGCGCUUCUCGCUCGAAAACAGAGAAAUAACGACUUGA
Coprinopsis cinerea okayama7#130 is the source of this 243-nucleotide messenger RNA. RefSeq lists its product as hypothetical. The record is from RefSeq and is a predicted model, not a curated record. The coding region runs from base 1 to 243 and encodes 80 amino acids. NCBI's taxonomy places the organism in Eukaryota, Fungi, Basidiomycota, Agaricomycetes, Agaricales, Psathyrellaceae. The transcript is spliced from 4 exons.